AUGAAAUCUCAACCUUUAAAUAAUCGACAAGAUCCAUGGAAAAACUAUGGAUCUACUCCAUUAGUUAGUGAUAGUGUUGAGGUAGAAGAUCGUGAUUAUGUUUUACGAGAUCAUAAAGAUCAUAAAGGAUCAAAUUGGUCUGCUUAUAUUAAUAUCGUAUGUGUUGUUGCAGGAUCAGGAACUCUUGGAAUUCCAUAUGCUAUACAACAAGGAGGAUGGAUAACCAUUUUAUUAUUAAUUCUUUCAGCAACAAUGAAUAUAUAUGCAAACAUCAAAUUAAUUGAAUGUUUAUAUAAGAAUAAUGAAACCCGUCGUAUCUCUAUGUCUCAAGUAGCGAAUGAUGCAUUUGGGAAAAUCGGAUUAGGUUUUGUUGCUUUCUUCUUUAAUUCAUUAAGUAUAGGAUGUCCAAUACUUUAUUUGAUAUUAUCGGGAGAAAAUUUUCAGAUAUUAUUUAAGGAUAAUUUAGGUAUAGAUUUGGGAAUGGAAACCUGGGUUGUUAUCUGUGGGAGUAUCAUGUGCAUUCCUUUUGUGUUACUUAAAUCCAUGAAAGAAACUUCAUGGUUAAGUGUUUUGGGAGCUUUAACAACGGGGAUGGUCGUAUUUGUGGUACUUUUUACUUCGCUUGCGGAUUUACCAAAUAAUCGAGAUAAUGAACAUCAAUUAAUUAAUCUUAAGAAUAUGCCAAUAGCGUUGGCAACCGUAUUUUUUAGUUAUGGUGGAAAUAUCGUAUAUCCUCACAUUGAAGCAAGUAUGGAACAUCCAAAAGAGUGGCCAAAAGUAUUUAGUCUCGCUACUGCAACAAUAACAAUUUUUUAUCUUUUAAUUGGUGUUUCGGCAUAUUUAACAUAUGGAGUUACAACGUUAUCACCUAUUUAUAAAAGUCUUCCACCAGGAUUAGCAUUAUCAACCACUAUUAUCAUGAUCUCAAUACAUAUAUUGUUAGCAUUACCAAUUUAUCAAACAGCUUUUGCACUUGAAAUUGAAGAUUAUCUAUCAAUUAAUAUUACAACCCUAGCUAUUGCUAUACCUUAUUUUGCAAACGUCAUGGCUUUACUUGGUGCACUUGGUAAUGGUGUAUUAUUAAUUGUUAUGCCGAUUUUGAUUUGGAUUAAAUUAUUCGGUUGGAAUUCUCUUAAUGGUUGGAAAGAAAAAUCUUGGGUAAUUUUUGUUUUAAUGUUUGCUAUUUUUGGUGCUAUAGUUGGUACCAUUGAAGCUAUCUCUGCUUUAUAUUCGGAUAUGACCAACAAAGGAUAA
Molecule: messenger RNA, 1254 nt
Organism: Funneliformis geosporum
Lineage: Eukaryota; Fungi; Glomeromycota; Glomeromycetes; Glomerales; Glomeraceae
Source: the annotation of a GenBank genome assembly